CAGGGCGGUUUCGUUCUCCUUUCUGCCAAUCGGGGCGCGGUUUGUUGCUGGCUGAAAGAAGCCCUCCGUGCGCGCGCUUGCCCGUUAGGGAGCUGGGUUCCUUGGCGUGGGGCAGGCGAGUCCUCCUCCUCCGCUCUCUCCUCCCUCUCUUUUCUCCUCCACCCCUUUUCCCUCUCCCCGCGCUUUGUUGGUGCCUCUCCCGGGAGGGUGGCGGUGGCGGUGGUGGCCGGCGGCGAUGCCUGAAUUCCUGGCGGAUCCGUCGGUGCUGACCAAGGAGAAGCUGAAGAGCGAGCUAAUCGCGAACAAUGUGAGCCUGCCGGGCGGCGAGCAGCGCAAGGACGUGUAUGUGCAGCUCUACCUGCAGCACCUCACCGCCCGCAACCCGCCCGCCGCCGCGCAACCCGACUUCUCCAGUGACGAGGAGCGGGAGCCCACGCCUCUCGGCGCCAGGAACCGCGGCGCUGCCGCCGGACGGAAGGCCACAAAGAAAACUGACAAACCCAGGCCAGAGGAGAAGGAUGACCUAGACGUAACAGAGAUGAGUAAUGAAGAUCUUCAAGAGCAACUUGUGAAGUAUGGACUAAAUCCUGGCCCAAUUGUUGCUACUACUAGGAAACUUUAUGAGAAAAAACUGUUGAAACUGAUGGAGCAAGACCCAGAACCAAAGGCACCUGUACCUCUCCCAGCAAUUUCUUCAGCUACAGAGAAUACUAGGCAGAAUGGAAGUAAUGAUUCUGACCAGUACAGUGACAGUGAAGAAGAUCCGAAGACUGAACUGAGGCUUGAGAAGAGAGAACCAUUGAAAGCCAGGACAAAGACUCCAGUAGCACUCAGACAAAGAAGAGUUGUUGAACACAACCAGACCUAUUCUCAAGAUGGAGUUACUGAGACUGUCUGGACAAGUGGAUCUUCAAAAAGUGGACCUCUGCAGGCAUUUUCUAGGGAGUCUACAAGAGUGUCAAGAAGAACACCAAGGAAAAGGGUGGAAGCUACAGCACAGUUGCCUGUAGAUGAUGCUGUAAUAUCAGAGAGUACUCCCAUAGCUGAAACUAUUUUGACUGCAAGCAACGAGACCCUAGUUGGCAAUAGGGUGACUGGAAAUUACAAGCAUGCAUCUCCUACGCUGUCAAUCAGUGAACUCUCAGACAUGCCCAGAAGAACACCAAAGAAACCAUUGAUGACAGCUGAACAAGAAGAGACAGAUUGCCUACAUCAGUACUUUUUAAAUCAUGUUGGCCACAACCAAUCCUGUGAUCUGAUCAACACAGCCAUGAUAGAGGAAACUGAGGAGAGGACUGAAUGCUUUAAGACACCAAAAGUGACCAGACAGCUGCCACUAACAAAGGUGCUGGAGAGAACUCAUACAGAAGAACGAAGAGUAGAAAGGGAUAUUCUCAAGGAAAUGUUCCCUUAUGAAGUAUCAACACCUACAGGAAUUAGUGCUAGCUGCCGUAAACCCAUCAAAGGAGCUGCUAGCCGGCCUAUAGAGCACAGUGACUUCAGAAUGGAGGAAUGUUUCUCUAAGUAUGCUCCAAAAUACGGUACCUCAACUGACAUCAAGUUGGAGAAACCACCAACAAAAAAACGCUCCAUUCCCCUGUGGAUAAAAGUUCUUCUCUUUGUUGUCAUUUCGGUCUUCUUGUUUUCAGUUUAUCAGUCAAUGGAAACUAAUCAAGGAAAUCCUUUCUCUAAGUAUCUGAGUAUUAACCAUCAGGGUGGUGCCAAAUGAGUAUCUUUCUGAAAGGCACACCCAAUUUGAUCUCCUAUUUUUAAUUGUAGAGAACUCUUCUGCCCUCUCAUCGGCUCAAGGACUUCUUACAAAUAAUGUGAUUGGAACAUGAUAAAUUGGAUAAAGGAAGAAAGUUAAUAUUAAAUGGACAUCGGUCACUUUCUGGAUUUGGACUAGUAGGAGAUCACUGCCAUAGGAGUAACAUUUUUUUAAAUCUUUGAACUUUUUGUAGGCUUUAUUUUUUUAAUGUGGACAUCCUUUAAAUUCAUUUUUGAGAAAAUGUAUAUUUGUUUUUGCAAGAACUUGGAAGCUGAGAAGGGCAAAAAUGUAGUAAAAUGUGAAGCUGUGUUUUUAAAGCUUUUCCUUUGUACAGAAAAGAGGUUGUACUUCUGUCUCUAUUGUGGAGGAAGAUUUUAGCACAGGUGAUAAAGGGAAAUGCAUUUUUCUAUGCAUUUUUUCAGUAGCCAUGUAACUGAACUUGAUCCCUUUUAGGAUGUAGGGAGAGUAUGACAACCUUUUCUGUAGAUUACUGUAACUUUUUAGUAAAUGUAACUGUAAACCUGUUUGCAUUUCUGUAAAAGUCUUAGUAUCAUAUUAAUAACUCCGUUUAAGUGUAACUUCAUUUAAAUGUAUCCCUUUGUUUUAGUGCUUACAGUGUUGUAGGAGCUGAAUACAAACCUAAUUGGCAAGAGAUGUCUUAGAGGAACUUAUUUAUUAGGAAUAUGCGUGGAAAAUAAAAUUUGCAUCAAUAUAAUUUACUACUAAAAUACUUUUUUGGGUCAGAGUUGUUAUCUGAAGUAGUCUAAAUUUUGAUGUUAGCAGUGGUCCUUUUUUUUUUUUUUUAAGCGAGGUCUUUCCAACACAGCUUUUGAUUAUCUUUAAAUAUUCAUGUAGAGAAGUAUUCUCAAAGUGUGAAAAUUCCGUAUGAAGUUUUAUUCUUGUAUGAAGAGGGCAUUGCUGCAUUUUCUGCUACAGUUUCAUCUUCUGAGGUGAGAUUUACUACUUUCAUGCAAUUGAAUAUUUUUCUCAGUGGAAGCAUGCUGAAACACUCUAUAUUGUGUAACUUAGUUGAGCAGGCAGCUGAAUUCACUACUACCAAUGAAGAGUGAUAAGCAACAAUUUUUCAAAGUGAAUGUAUACAUUUUUGGUGUGCUUAAAUCUGCAGCAUCCAGAUGUUCAGUCUUACUGCUUGGUACAAAAUCGCAAUAAAUCUCACUAAUUCUUAAAGUGCUACUUAUAAAACGCUGAGAACAUUAAUUAAUAGUCAUUAUCUUUUUACUCUAGGUACAAUUAUUGCAUAGGCUAUAGCUAUGGAGAAGCUUUACUUUCUGUGAACUUUGGGACAAACAUGGUAAUUUGUAGCAAAGCAAUAGUUUUUGGGGGUUUAUUUCUGUUAAGAUUAAUUUUUGUUUUUCCUUUUAAUCUGCCUUUCUAGUAAUCCAAAUAGCUAAACUUGUGUCCAUCCUAUAGAAAACUGUAACAUAAGACAUUCACUUCUGGUGUCAAAAUGCAGAAAAAUAAAAAUGAUUUUAAUGUG
Messenger RNA from Pezoporus flaviventris, 3266 nucleotides. It is a transcript of the gene TMPO, whose product is annotated as thymopoietin. Gene Ontology annotation, molecular function: DNA binding. Bases 236 to 1729 code for a protein of 497 amino acids. Lineage: Eukaryota; Metazoa; Chordata; Aves; Psittaciformes; Psittacidae. The transcript has 11 exons. The record is from RefSeq and is a predicted model, not a curated record.